Messenger RNA from Sorex araneus (European shrew), 315 nucleotides. RefSeq names its product cytochrome c 2. Gene Ontology annotation, cellular component: mitochondrial intermembrane space. The transcript is spliced from 2 exons. Gene Ontology annotation, biological process: mitochondrial electron transport, ubiquinol to cytochrome c; mitochondrial electron transport, cytochrome c to oxygen. The record is from RefSeq and is a predicted model, not a curated record. NCBI's taxonomy places the organism in Eukaryota, Metazoa, Chordata, Mammalia, Eulipotyphla, Soricidae. Gene Ontology annotation, molecular function: heme binding; electron transfer activity. Bases 1 to 315 code for a protein of 104 amino acids.
AUGGGAGACUAUGAAGCAGGCAGGAAGAUCUUUAUUCAAAAGUGUGCCCAGUGCCACACAGUGGAAAAAGGUGGAAAGCACAAGACUGGCCCAAAUCUUUGGGGUCUUUUUGGCCGACAAACAGGGCAAGCACCAGGAUUUUCUUAUACUGAUGCAAACAGAAACAAAGGUAUUAUCUGGGGAGAGAACACUCUGAUGGAAUAUUUGGAGAACCCAAAGAAAUAUAUCCCUGGAACUAAGAUGAUAUUUGCUGGUCUUAAAAAGAAGAGUGAUAGGCAAGAUGUUAUUGAAUAUUUGAGACAGGCAACAUCUUAA